Messenger RNA from Abrus precatorius (Indian licorice), 719 nucleotides. Its product is annotated as dehydration-responsive element-binding protein 3-like. Gene Ontology annotation, molecular function: DNA-binding transcription factor activity; DNA binding. The transcript has a single exon. NCBI's taxonomy places the organism in Eukaryota, Viridiplantae, Streptophyta, Magnoliopsida, Fabales, Fabaceae. Gene Ontology annotation, biological process: regulation of DNA-templated transcription. Bases 48 to 719 code for a protein of 223 amino acids. The record is from RefSeq and is a predicted model, not a curated record.
UUUCGUUAUCACUUAUAUUUCGAAAAGAUUACACCAAAUUCAAUAACAUGAGAGUUUCACCCGAUGAGGUAGAGAGUAACUCAAACUCAUCAUCAUCGUCCUCAGAUCCUAAAACUGGACCAAAGGUGGAGAAGUGUAACCGCGACUCGAACAAGCACCCAGUGUACAGAGGGGUCAGAAUGAGAAAUUGGGGGAAAUGGGUGUCUGAAAUCCGCGAGCCAAGGAAGAAAUCACGCAUAUGGUUAGGCACAUUCCCGACGCCGGAAAUGGCGGCGAGGGCGCAUGACGUGGCAGCGUUGAACAUAAAGGGAGCAAACGCGAUCCUCAACUUCCCCGAACUCGCGACAUCGCUACCUCGACCUGUUUCGCUGGCCCCACGAGACGUGCAAGCGGCUGCAGCCAAAGCGGCUCACAUGGACUUGCCUAGUUCACCGUCCAAAACGACGACGUCGUCUUCCUCUUCGUCGUCGGCUUCCACUACGGACUUAUCUACUGCGUCUGAGGAAUUGUGUGAGAUCAUUGAGUUGCCGAGGUUGGAAACAAGUUAUGAGUUCGGGAAUGAGUUUGUGUUCGUGGAUUCCCAGGACACGUGGAUGUUUCAGCCUCCAUUGCCGUGGUUGCAAACUUCACAUGAUGGUUCUGAUGCUCAUGAGUUUGCUGUGACUGAGAGUGGUGGGGUUGUGAGUUCUGGUUUUGAGAGCUUUCUGUGGAAUUACUGA